AUGUCGCAGAUGGGAUUUGAAAAUGUGUUCUAUUUGGAAAACUUUGAGUGCGCUGGCGACGAGGUGCUGGUGGAGUCGUCGCCGCCCGCCUCGCCCGACAUGGCGGCGCAACUCGCUGCGCCCGCACAGGGGGACGGCGCGGGCGGUGACGCUUCCCCGUCGGCCGUGCGCGACCUCAUCGUCAUACCGGAGAUAUCCAACUCCAUGCACCUGCAGCACGCCAUACAACAGGUGUCCAGCUCCGUGGUGGACGUGAACGGCGACAGCUCCGGCAACUCCAGCCCCUCGGCCGACGCGCAACACACCUACAUCACCGUCGCAAUGCAGGGCUCGUGGUGCUCCGACGCGCCCGCGACACGGAUCAAGAACGAGCACCUCAGCGACCACGAAAGCGAAGGCGGUACCGGUGUCAACUACCACGUGCAGUAUGUUACCGAGCCGCAGGAGAUAUACACCCAAGGUCACCAAACCACUAUGGAGACGCUGCGCUCGUACCCGGUGUACGGCGUGGCGACGGUGGGCGCGGAGGGGUCCUCCGGCGACAACGGCUGGGGCGGCGCCUCCAACGCAGAGUACGCCGCUUAUGGGGUCGUCGUGGCGGGGGACGAGGCGGAGGCGCCGGCGUCGCCCGCCACGCCGCAGCCGCCGCGCAUGCCGCCCGCCACCGUGCAGUGGCUGCUCGACCACUACGAGACCGCGGAGGGCGUGUCCCUCCCUCGCUCGACGCUGUACUCUCACUACCUGCGUCACUGCGCGGCGCACCGGCUGGAGCCGGUGAACGCGGCGUCGUUCGGCAAGCUGAUCCGCUCGGUGUUCGUGGGGCUGCGCACGCGCCGGCUCGGCACGCGCGGCAACUCCAAGUACCACUACUACGGCAUACGCGCCAAGCCCACCGCCAACAACGACGUGCACCACGACGCGCACGACGAUAAGACGGAUGUGCUCGAUGCGCAGGAGGGCCGGUCUCGUUCGAGCGAGCGCGAGGCGGCGUCGAGCCCGGCCAGCAGCGGCGGCGGCGGCGGCGGCGCGGGCGGCGGCGCGUACCGCCAGUACCUGGGCGCCGCCGCGCCGCCCGACCCGCCCGACCUGCUGGCGCGCGACCUGCCGCCCGACGUGCCGCCCGCCGCGCUGCACGCGCUGCGCCGCCACCACCGCGAGCACGGCGCGGCGUUCCUGGAGGCGGUGGGCGCGCUGGACACGGCGGGCGUGGAGCGGGCGCGGCGCGCGUUCUGGCGCGGCGGCGGCGGCGGGCGGGGGGGAGGGGCGACGCUCUGCCGCCGCGUGCUGUGGCGGCUGGCGGCGCGGCGCGACGUGGCGCGGUGGCUGCGCGCCGCCGACCUGCAGCUGCACCAGCGCGCCGUCGACCUGCUGCUGCCCGACGUGCUGCGCCCCAUCCCGCCGCAUCUCACGCAGGCGAUCCGCAACUUCGCGAAGAGCGUGGAGGCGGCGGUGUGCGGGGGUGCGAGCGGGGUGCCGGCGGCGAGCGCGCGCGCGCAGGCGGCGGCGGCGGGCGCGCUGGCGGCGGCGCUGCGGCGCUACACCUCGCUCAACCACCUCGCGCAGGCCGCGCGCGCCGUGCUCACCAACCACCACCAGAUACACCAGAUGUUGGCAGAUCUGAACCGCGUGGACUUCAGAGUGGUUCGAGAGCAAGCGGCGUGGGCGUGCUCGUGCGGCAGCGCGUCCACUGCGCAGAGACUUGAGGCAGACUUUAAGGCGACGCUAGGUCGCGGCGCGUCGCUGGAGCAGUGGGCGAGCUGGCUGGACGCGUGCGUGCGCGCCGCGCUGGCGCCGCACGAGCGCGCCGAGCACGAGCCCGAGCUCGCCGAGCACGCCGAGCGCGCCGAGCGCGCCGAGCACGCCGAGCACGCCGGCUACACGGCGCGCGCCCGCCGCCUGCUGCUCGACUGGUCCUUCUACUCCUCGCUCGUCAUACGCGAACUCACGCUCCGGUCUGCGGCGUCGUUCGGCUCGUUCCACCUGAUCCGGCUGCUGUACGACGAGUACGUGUCGUACCUGAUCGAGCGGCGCGUGGCGGCGCACAAGCGCGUGCCGCCCAUCGCCGUCAUGCACCGCGUGCUGGAGGAAGACGACGAUCUGUCUGAGGACAACAUGCGCGCCGACGUGGAGGAGGAGGAGGGGGAGUGGGAUUGGGAGGACGAGGAGGAAGACGACGACGACCCGAUCGAGUGCAAGAAGUCCAAAAUGCACUGCGAGUGAUCAGCUAGUCAAGCCACGCUUACACCGAGCACGUACUACAUGCAGGUAUGACGUCACACAUGCUGCAAUCUAGAAGUCCAAGAAACAUUGCGAGUGAACCGCCCAGUAACGCCGCGUUCAUACUACACGUACUUGCACGCAAGUAUGACGUCACAUGUGUAUGUUAGUACCAAACAAACUACACGUUACUCUUGCGGGUUGCAGGGUAAGCUUUUCUACUAAUCGAGCUGCAGACAACUUGCGCUAUAGAAAUGUGGCUUUAGUGCCAAAUAUGUGGUCGCUACAGCCGAUAGCGAGAAGACGGAAUCACGCGCCGGUCUCCAGACACUAGACUCAAGCUAAUAUCCGUAGUCAUCGUUCGAGUAGAUACAAAUACUAAUUAAUUUAUCUGCCCCGUUUUUAAAAAAAACAGCUAAACAUAUUAUAUAGGUAAUAUAUGUUGCUUUUUGGAAAAAUUGUAUCCAAUAGAAAUUAUAUAUUAUAAUAGUUUAAUUUGCUGUAUAUUUAAAUGACAAGUCGAAACCGCACGCAUUAUAGCAACUACUUGAGGAAGUCCAAAGACCACAGUAGAUAAUUUUUAAAAUAUUUUCCUUCAUGGUGUCCAUUAUAGUACGUAAGUAUACACUGUCUUUAGAGUAAACUGAAGUUAGUCGGAAUAGGCGUCGUAAAGUGUCAAAUGACUAACUUCGGUCUACAUGAAUUAAUGUGUGGGUUAUACGUACAAUGGAAUAAGAGCUAUUUCCAAUUGCUCCAUUUUAUAUAUAUGUCGAUUAAAAUGUACCAUUUUAUAGUUAGGUUUCAAAUUUCUGAAUGUGCUGAGGGAUGGUACAUUAGAGUCAUAACAGUGCAAGCUAAGGUAGUGCGAACUCACUACGGAAAAUGUAUUUUAUAACCAUAUUAGAUUAUAAAUAAAGUUAAGAUUGUCGCACUUGAAAAUAAGAAAUAUUUAAAUUAUAUGAUAGAUGGGUAUAUAAUAUUGAAAUUUUAGGAUGAGUCCGUAAAUUCAACCUUGAAAAUGAUUGUGAACGAACAACAAUUUGUAAUCUUUUUAAAAAUACUAUUUCAAAACAGAACAAUGUUUAGAAAAACAACUUGAAGUUUCAUUCGACUAAUUCGAAGUUGGUUCUAUACAUCUUCAACCUUACAAAUAAUUGCAGUGGUCAUAUUUAGACACUGAAUCAUAUUGUCUUUUUAUAAUACAACAUCGCAUUAUAGAAUUUUUGUACGUUCGAUUGGCUUCACGCCAGGCACGUACUCAGAAUUUGAAAUAUGGGAAUAAAAAUUCAGAAAAUGUCCUCUGCAAAUUCUAGUGAUUUAUCUAAAGUGAUUAAACUACCAGAUAAUUUUAACAUAAGUGUGACAACAUAUAGUAACAGAACUAUAAUCUACAUAAUACAUUGGUAAGACUAGUUACGUAGUAAUAAACUAAUUGUUGUUACUUUAGUUUUAUACGUAUUGCGUACAGGAUAUAAUAUUCAUAUCGGAGUAUAUGUGUAGAAAUUUUCAGUUUUAAUAUAAGAUAUUUCAUACUAAUUUUAUAUAUUUAAAUAACUGGACCAUGGUAUCAAAAUAUACAGACAAAUAUAAUUGGUACCAAUAAAAUAGAUCAUAAAAUGUAGCAUACUGUCCACUCUUAAUAAUACCAAGCUAAUAGUUUUAAUUAUAUGGUUGUACACUUUUGUCGUUAAAUUUUGUCAUCAAUGAAUCACUAAUUGGGAUGCAUUAAGAUAGUCGUAGGUUUCGAGUUUAGGUCAGUCUAUUCUAUUCGUGCGUGAGUUUACAUUCGCCGGUAGUUUGCAAUUUCGUCAUAGACAAGCGUACGAUAAAUAUUACAAUAAAUCUUAUAUUCCAUUAUUAUAUUGUAAAAAUAUAUUUUUAUGUAUAAAUGUUGUGUCCAGCCGCGUAUUCGGUGUUUAAAUAAGUUAGGAUAUACGAUAAUUACAAAUAACUUCAUGUGCCUAGAUAAGUUAAUGAUGUAUUUAUUUGUGUUUCAUGGGGGGUCACGUCCCCUCCAUGUUUCAGUGGAGACGUGUUUGGACACAUUUAAAAAUUGCCAGUGUUUUUAGAUUACAAAUAUUUUUAUGACCCUCCUUUCUGAUAUGUAGAUAUUGCAGCUUUUGUUUCAUUAGAAUUAUUUUAAUGAUUUUUUUUAUGAAAAUAUCCACAUAAAAAUAUUCCCCUCGCCAAUAAACUAUAUUGAUCAGUGUUUGCAACUAAAUUAGUUUUUGUCACAUCUCCCACUUCAAAGAGUUUGAGAAUAAAAGUGACCAUAGAUUUAUUAAGUUCACCAUUGAUUAAAGCAGUUUAUUGGUUUACGGGUUAUGUUUAAGAGAAAUUAUUUAUUUGGUGUUAAAAUUUUGCCACCACAAUGCUUUUAUCUUGCAAAUACGCAGCGGCCAGUGGCGGUUCAGCUAUUUAAAUAAAACAAUAACUACAAAGUGAUAGGAUGCUGAAGGUUUAAUAAGCUAUGUCACAUUUCACUAUUCAUGUUCCUUCUCCAUAAUGUCAAAUUACACUCACACAUACAAAUUACCUUUAGUGUUUAUAGGAGGUGGAAACCAAAUACCUAUUACAAUAAAAUUCACACAUUAACAUAUCUUACUCUUUACACUAUAGUCCAGAAUAUAUAAAAUAUAGUUGCUCUAUUCUUAACUGGUUGAUCCUGAUCCGCCACUGGCACCUCGUUAUGUAUAGAAUAUCUAAGUUAUUGUAUAUCUAAAUACACCAAAGAAUGUAUUUUUGUGACAUCUCGUUCCUAAUACGAGGAUAUAAUGAAUAUACUUAUAUAAUUUAUCUAGAAUAUUAUUUCUACCUCCGGGUUUACCAGAUACUAUUAUGCAGCCAUUUUGCAUUUGCUUUCUUUUUAAACACGUCUAGAUACAUCGACAUUUUGUAAUGUUUAGAAUUAGUUAUCUCGAGUGCGUGUACUGCAUCAUCUGCAUAGGAUUUAUUUGUUAGUUUUUAUGGGAAUCUACUAAUCACUACGAUCAGUGAAUUUUGCUAACCUUGUGUGUGUGGAUAUAUCGGCUUACAAUAAUUGUAGUGGGGAAUGUAAUUUUUUUUACAAGAAUUCCAAUUCCUAUAAAAAGUGUGAAUUCAGUAGUCGGCUAGCAAUUAUUAGUAGGACAUUUUUCUCUACUUUUCACCAGCGAAUGUGCUUCUAGACGUGUUUAUAACCAUAUUGUUUACCAUCAGUAGUUAGAAUCAACUGUAAUCAUGUUUUUUGUAUAAUGACCACAACUUAGAACCGUUGAAAAAUACGUAAGCUACACAAUAUGGCCGCACAAGGGGAAAGGCCGCGUAAUUUUUAAAUCCUGGAAUAAGACUUUACUGGACCUUAUGUGCAUUUGAUGUAUUUUAUUCAAAGGUUCUUGUGACAGUCCUGUAGAGUGCAUUUUUAAAUUAUGUUUAAGUAAGAAUUUUAUCGAGGUUUUUAGCGUUUCUUGAUUUACGCGGUUUUUUCGUGCACGGCUUGUAGUCGCCUUAGUGACGUGAAUGUUACCCGACGGCCUAAGUCACCACACUCAGCGCUGUAAGUAGGGCAUUAGCGCAUAAUAUUUGUUUAGAGAAAAAGUUUUCACCAUGGAUCGGUAGUAUUUGUCUGGUGAGACGAAGAAAUUUACCUAAGCGGUUGAUGAUUUUAGUCAACUGCGACUCCUUCGAUUGUUGAGAUCAGAAUUGUCUUGCGGCGAUUCAGUAUCGAUUGACGUUUCAUUUGACAAGAGUGCGGCGAGGUCCUGAUUGUGAUUUUUUAGGUUGUUGACAGUGGGGGGUCUGCGCCCCUAUUGCUAGACCCUAAUUACGGCGCUGAUCACUUUUCAUAAUAAUAAAGUAUGUUGUAAUGUUAUUGUAAUUUAGUAAACAGUAUUUUGUGAUUGUAUAAUAUUUGCCAAACAACGUGACAUAUUGUAAUUUGACCCUGUGCUGGUACCUACGUGUCUUCUGGUCAGAGGCUCUUAUUUAACCUCUUUUGCUGAAAAAUAUAGACUGAAUUUCCAGCUGUUUUUGUCUCUUUUAGGGCGGCUAAGUGGAGAUUACUGCCGAAACCGACCCUUCGCAGUUUUUAUGGUCCUUAUAGCCUGACCAGGAAAAUAAUAAUCUUUGGAGCCGCCACUUUGAACGUUUUGUUUUAAAGUUAACGUUGUCAUAGUAAAAAAUCCUGGUCAGGCUAUAAUUUAGGUUCAGAAUCCCAUCAAUAGGUAUGAAUGCAGUAAGUGCUGGGGCGCUUUGAUGUUGAACCGAGCUCUUUAAAUUUUAACUUUUCUUUAAGUAAUUGUCACGUCGUUUGGCACAACUGCUGGUUGUGUUACGGAAUAAAUAGGGUAUACAGGAGUUGUGAAUGAUUUUUCUGACGUUGUACGUGCUGCGCAAAUAGUGACGUUUAAAUACAUGAUUUAAUUUAAUUCACAUUAUGUAUACUUAUUGUGUGUCAAAAUGAAUGACUACAAAAUGAAUUACGUAGCAAAGUUUGGGAGAGAUCAUCGAAAGUAAACGCUGCAGUUGUUAAGAAAAGAAUAAGGAAAGAAGUUCAAAUUAUUUAGCUAUUUGCGUUGCGUGUACAAUAUUAUGUCGGUAUGUAAAACAUUACUAUAAAGGCGUAUAUUGUUCAAUAUAAUAUGACAAUAGUUCAACGUACGGACAACAAAAUAUGUGUACGAUUAGUCGGAGUUUGUUCAACAGUGCCUACAGAAUAUUUAUUUUGUUAGUGAUUAAACAGUUAGAUAUUUCACACCAAUGCCUUCUUAUAGACGAGUGUUAUUUUAUCAGAUGGAAAUGUUUAUUUAUAUUUUUGCAUCGAUAAGUGGAAUUGCACUAGUGUUGUAGUUUAAGAUUUGCUCGUGAAGUCGAGGCGGGGGCGAGAAUGCAAACAGACGCAAAUAACUAGAAUUGAGUUUUGAAAUAAUGUCGUUUGACACUGCGCCCGCGCAUCUUUCCUUAUCAAUGCAAAAUGAAUUCCCUUUGGAAUUUUUGUAACGCACAAACUUCAAGAGUUGCAUGCUAUUUUUUUACUGUGCGAAGAAGAUAGAAAAGGUGCGCCUGCGUCUCGACCGUGCUUCGACUCGAUGUGUAAACGACUAGCUCAUACUACAUACAUGCGUUUAGUGACGAGCCGAUAUGGAGUUAAUAUAGUUUUUUUGUAAAUAUUAAAUGUACGUAAUGAGUGUCCCACAGCCUAGUUAAUGCGCUUUAUAGAACAAUUUACUUUUACCUACAGAUGUAGAGAAGCGAUAUCUUGUUGAUAAUGAUUUUGUUGCUUGUUUUGCAAUACGCGAGUAUGUUUGAAUGUAUGGAGACAAUGGCGUACCCAAGUGCACUAAUCAUUGAUUUUAUGUCCCUACAAUAAAAUAAGAAUCAAUAGUGUCGAUCUAUCUAUGUUGUUCUCUUUUUAAGGGAAAUCAAACAGUUUCAUAUUGACUUCCUAAUUUGUACCUCCUAUAUAACAAGAAGAUCUUAUAAAAAAAAAACAGAUAGAUAACUAACGGAAUAGUCCCUUUUCUACAUCAAAAAUUCUAUUAAGUUGGGUACGUCUUUGAAAAUCAAUUAUGUUUUCCUAUUUUUGCCACGUGCGUGGCCAAACGGUUGUUCAUGUAUUUUGGUAUAGUUAUCGUAAUUAUUAUAGUAACUUAGCGAAUACGUAUAAUUAUUGUGACUAAUUUUAAGGGCUUAAUUAUUUUAUUUUAGCUUUGGUCGCUGAAUAUUGCGAAUCCCACUAUUACGACAGUUUUUUUAUAGACUAUAUUGGUGGCGAUUAGGGUUGUCAAUACGAUAAAAUACGUUAAUGACAAUGGUCAUAUAAAGACUAGCCCUGUAUUCGUAUUGCUGUUGGUAGUGGUAAUUUACCCAACAUUUGCAGAGCUCUCUUUCUAUGAUAUGAAAACGUCAAGGGCUAUCCUCAAACUUAAUCACAAUUGUCUCGUACGACGAUCACAAUCUUAAUUUUUGAUCCAACCCCAAGAAUAAACUAAUCAAAAUAAGGCAUUUAUAAGUGAGUAAAAAACUUUGUUCUGAUUGGUUCAUUUUCGCGAUGGAUUGAAAAGUCUUUGUAUUCAAAGGGAUUUCUGUAAUAACGAUUUUAAACUUGAUCAUAUCCAGGAUAUCCAUGUCCGGUGUACGAUGUUCUAACUAACCUCAUUAGUUUAGUUAGAACAGCGUAGUAAUGAGACAUCACAGCGAUAAUCAUCCUCAUAACGUUAUUAAGUUGGCAACCCUGGUCGCAAUCUACAAAAAUACAAACGUGCCUACAUUACAUACGGUCUUUAGAAUUGGUCACACUUAAAAAGUCAUUGAGCAUAAGUUUAUUAUAUAUUUAAUAGUAUAUUAAAUAAAAUUGAUGUUUACUUUAAUGAAUUCACAAAAUUUGGCGUCGAUCAAAAUUUAAGUGGUACCUAGAUGUUAGUUUAACACGCGCGAGCUUAAAUUUUGUACCAAAAUAAAUAUUGUUUCAUUAUCAGAUGUUUAAAAUUGUGCAACGAAUUGUAAGUGGACUGCGCUUCUGUGUAUUUUGAAAAAUUACAUUAUGCCGUGUGCAAAAUCAAAACGCGCACUUAUGCAUAUUUGCAAAAUAAUAGCACCUAUGUCUUGCUAUGUCUAUCCAUGUCAUAUAAAGAUGGACGUUAUCGGUAUUUAGCAUUGUGUUUAUUUAUGGUCAGUGUUCAGGUGACGGAUGCCUACUUUUCUUUGUACUGUAGAAAAGUGAUUGAAGAUUUUUUUAUCAAAUCCCAUUUUAAGAAUCCAAUAUUACUAUAGUGUUUGAAAGUUUUCAUUUGAUUUGUUUUGUCCAAUACUAUCCAAGGCCGUGUUGUUAAACCAACCGCAUCCUUGAGUAAUGUCUUAAUAUACUAAACUUGAACUGUUAUUUGAGCGUCUCUUAGCGUAGUCAGCGCUGCUGUGUCUCAAUAUAUCAUUUGAGAUGUUAGUUAAAUAGUGACGCUCUUGAGAUGCUGUCUUUAACUUGGCAGCGACUUGGCUGAUAGCGCACUUCAGAGCGAAACUAAGUUGCGUCUAGUACGGCCUGAGAAGCUCUUCACAUUGAAACAAAUAGUAUAUUUUACAUCAUAGUAAAAAUAUCAUUGCCCAGCACUAGUCAUUGGGCACAGGGCAGGACCGCAGUCCACUCAACUAAGGAUGACAUUGUUAGCAAGUAAGGAACGUGUAUAAUUGUUGUACGGAUCGGAAGACUUGUCGGUUAGUUCGUACGAUGUUGAGACGGUAUGUGUCUGAGAAUAAAGCUAGUCAUGUGUUUA
Molecule: messenger RNA, 9464 nt
Organism: Manduca sexta (tobacco hornworm)
Lineage: Eukaryota; Metazoa; Arthropoda; Insecta; Lepidoptera; Sphingidae
Gene: Rfx
Product: DNA-binding protein RFX2
Biological process (GO): regulation of transcription by RNA polymerase II
Molecular function (GO): DNA-binding transcription factor activity, RNA polymerase II-specific; RNA polymerase II cis-regulatory region sequence-specific DNA binding
Source: RefSeq, a predicted model, not a curated record